Molecule: messenger RNA, 2502 nt
Organism: Drosophila persimilis
Lineage: Eukaryota; Metazoa; Arthropoda; Insecta; Diptera; Drosophilidae
Product: venom dipeptidyl peptidase 4
Exons: 6
Coding region: 87-2339 (750 amino acids)
Biological process (GO): proteolysis
Molecular function (GO): dipeptidyl-peptidase activity; serine-type peptidase activity
Source: RefSeq, a predicted model, not a curated record
UGCGGUGUAUGUUAGCUGUUGCGCGUUGAGAGGGGGGAAUUAGUCGCACUUGAUUUUGCGUGUAACAAGUGGGGAAAAUAACGAAAAUGCACGUGAAAUUGCAACUAACGGGGGUCGUUCUGCUGCUGCUGCUCUGCCUGUCCGUCUCGCAGGGCGCUGUGAUCAACAGGAGGGAGGAGAGCAGCGCGAAUCAAACUAUCUGGGACCUAACGGAGGCCCUAUCCGGCACUGCGGGUCUCCUUGGUUUCAAUGGAACCUGGAUAACAGAUGAAGAAUUCUAUUACACUGCCAACGACAGAUCCAUUCAUAAAUUUAAUGCUGCCACCAAAACGGAUGUGAUAUUUCAGAAUUCCUCAUUUCUGAACAAUUAUGUGGGCGCCACAUUCACGCUCUCGACUGACAACACCAAGAUCCUCAUUCGGCACAAUCUCACAGAGAAGUUCCGGCAUUCGUAUAUCGCCCAGUACGAUGUGUAUGAUAUCGAGACGAAUACAUCCGUUCAGAUCCAUAAGGGCGAGAAACUGCAGUACUGUGGAUGGUCCCCGCUGAGGGAUCGCCUGGCGUAUGUCUACCUGAAUAAUGUGUACAUUCAUUUCAAUGAGAACCUGGAGAUUGGCAUCACGGACGACGGCGUGGAUGGGAUCGUGUACAAUGGUGUGCCCGACUGGGUGUACGAGGAGGAGGUUUUGAGCAGCGGUAGCGCCAUUUGGUGGUCCCCGGACGGCACAAAGCUGGCCGUUGGCUUCUUCAACGACACCGAAGUGGAGACCUUCAAUUAUUUCCUUUACGGAGACGGGGACACCACCUUCUAUCAGUAUCCGCAGGAGGAGCAUCUCAAGUACCCAAAGACUGGCACCAAGAACCCCGUUGUGAGCCUUCGGGUGUACGAUGUCACCGACAAUGAUCCCACAAUGCAACGUAUUGUGGCCCCCAUUGAUGUUGUGAGCAGCGAUCACAUUCUGCAGAAUGUUGUGUGGUCCAACAACACGCAUUUGCUCAUCACCUGGAUGAACCGUCGCCAGAACCUGUCCUCCAUUCAGAGCUGCAGCCAUUUGGGUGUCUGCGUGGAGGUGACACGUCUGGAGGAGCCUCAAGGAUGGGUGGACAUUAGCACACCCAAGUGCCUGGGCAGUGGACAGAGCUGCAUCUUCGCCUACUACAUCGGCAAUUGGUAUCAGGUGUGGAAUUUGAAUCUGGAGACGGGGGUCAACAGCUGGCAAUCGAGAGGAAACUUUACGGUCCUCAACGUCUACGGAUACGAUGAAGUGAAUGAUAAAUUAUACUACCAGGCCACAAAGGCGAGUGAUCCCUCGGUUUAUCAUGUCUACAGCAACGACGAUUGUCUGAGCUGCAAUCAGAUAGAUGUGGAUGGCCAGGAAUGUCUCUCGGCCAGCGCUACCUUCAGCAAGUCCUUCGCCUACUACACACUCUCCUGCAGCGGCCCCAAUCCCUCGUAUACCCGCAUCUUUGAGGCAACCAAAAACACGCUGGUAACCGACUGGGAACUGAAUACCGCGUAUCGCGCCAAGCUGGCGGAGAAACAGCGUCCGAGCUAUAAAUUCUUGAAUGUGACCCUGGCAGAUGGCAGCAUUGGAUACGCCAAGCUCGCGCUGCCCCCCCACUUUGAUGAGUCAAAGAAGUAUCCACUGAUUGUGGUGGUCUAUCAGGGUCCGAAUUCUGUGCGUGUCACCAAUGGAUUUUUGGUGGGCUACGAGGCAUUUGUGACCACCGCCAGGAAUACCAUCUAUGCGUACAUCGAUGGCAGGGGUACGGGCAACAAGGGCAAAGAUCUGCUCUUUUCGGUCAACAACGAUCUGGGGGAUCACGAGGUGGAGGAUCAGCUGUAUGUCACCGAGUGGAUGCAACGGAAUCUACCCUAUGUGGAUGCCGAACGUUGUGGCAUUUGGGGAUGGUCGUAUGGCGGUUAUAUGACGGCUAAAACUAUUGAAAAGGAUGACAAACGCAUCUUCCAGUGCGGUGUGUCGGUGGCGCCAGUAACCUCCUGGUUGUAUUACGAUACAAUAUAUACGGAGCGUUAUAUGGGUCUGCCAACGGAUGUGAAUAACAGAUAUAAUGAGAGCAGUGCCUUCCAGAACUUGGAAAACUUCAAUACCCAUGACUUCCUAUUGAUUCAUGGAUCGGGAGACGAUAACGUACACUACCAGCAUUCCCUGUUGCUGGCCAAAUUGCUCCAACGAGCAGAUAUUCAGUUCGAAGAGCAGACCUAUACCGAUGAGAACCACAGCAUUGGUAAUGCGCUGCCCCAUUUGUACAACACCAUUGACCGUUUCUGGAUAAACUGCCUCAACCUGGAAGUCCCGUCCGAGGACACUCUCUAAGCGCCUGAUGUGUUCCCUCUAGUCAAAAGUAUUUUUCAAUGCUAAAUGUCUUUUUGUAUUGUUUUAUUUUUUUUAUUUUGUAUCCAACUUUUUUGCACAAUCAAAAAGCUUCGCUUCAACGAUUAUGCUGAAGAUAAAUUGUAUUUGUAAAUAUGUUCAUUAA